AAUUUUAAACCAAUCGUCGCUCGAUAUCAAUUCAGCUGAUAGAUUCAAAACGUUUCUUGUUUUCUCAAAACAAAGUACUACUGAUACACGCUUUCUGAAGUGUGGAAAUAAAGCGUUUCUGCUGAAUUAUCGAGGACGAUUUUUCGUAGGGAUUCUGGAAUCACUUUGUUUUUCGUAGCAAGGAAAAUUUAUAACGGAAUCCAGCGGACGAGACGACACAGUAGAAGAGAAAGAUGGGGCAGUUUGCAGUGAAGAUUAAGCAGAUGGCAGAAAGACUGGAAUUGAACAAGGAUAAAAGAAAUCCCACACGUCUCUCCAAAUCACUCCUCGAGAUAAGCAACAAACAGACCAGCACUACAGACCUAAGGUCAGCUGGACAACAAACAAGAGAAUCAAUAAUGCUGCUAGAAGUCAUGAGUAAACUAGAGCUGAUCGAAACUGUUGUAGAAAACCAAAGACAGAUCAUGGGGGACCAGGAGGCCAAGUUGCGAGCCCUGGAGAACACCGUAAGGAAUGCUCAGGUGGCUUUGAGUAAGGUGAAAAAGACAGCAUGUGAAGACGAAGUUUCAGAUGUUGAAGCGUCCAGAGAGACACCUCUGGGUCGACUUUUUGACUCGAUAUUCCAAGAAAAGUCAAAAAACGAGGAAGACACCAAAGACCCACAGGAGAUGAUAAGACAGCAUGAAGAAACACUUAAAAACCAUGAACAGAGGAUUGAAGCGGUUAUUGAAAAGAUUCAGAUUAUCUGGGACAGAAUCAUGCAAGACAAAGAAUCAAAUUCAAGGUUGGAUGCUCAACAAGAGGAGAUCAACGAACUCAAGAAGAUGGUCGACUGUCUUCGCCAUAAUCACGACGCAUUGAAGACCGAGAGCCACAGUGAACUGGAGAUACAACAGAAGACUCUAGAUAAUCUGUUCGCUGGGUUUGUUGUUGCUUUUCUUCUUCUCGUCUUUAUAUGUAUCAACUGCAAAUAACGCAAAAAAACUCGAACCGUAUCAGUCGGUUGACUAAAGGUGCUGACACACGGUGCAACAUUGCAAGCAACAAAUUUGAAUCGGGCUGACACACAUUACAACAAAAUCACGCAACAUCGCUUGUG
Molecule: messenger RNA, 1099 nt
Organism: Actinia tenebrosa (Australian red waratah sea anemone)
Lineage: Eukaryota; Metazoa; Cnidaria; Anthozoa; Actiniaria; Actiniidae
Source: RefSeq, a predicted model, not a curated record